UGUCCGGUUUGUAGUCAGAGGAGAACCUGCCUGUCCUCCCGCAGUCGAUACUAACGUGUUAUCUGAUCAGGUAUUGAUUCGUGAUCAGGUGUGUCAGAGGCUGGAUUCUCUCGUCUUCCUCCUCCUCCUCUUCUUCACCUUGACCUGUUUUCACCUGUGGUAGAAUCAUGCUGCGCGCGAGAGCGGCUGUGAGCCAGUCAUGGAGGGGGUUCAGAACGUUUCCUCGUGCAGCUGUGGAGGUGAAGAAUGAGCCGAUCCUUGGCUUCACAGAGGGCAGCGCAGAGAGGAAAGAGCUGCUGAAGGCCUUAGACAGUCUGAAGGACAAGACGGAGGAGAUCCCAUGUGUGGUCGGAGACGAACACGUGUGGACCAAAGACAUCAGAUAUCAGUUAUCUCCGUUCAAUCACUCGCAUAAAGUGGCAAAGUUCUGUUACGCUGAUAAGGAGCUGAUCAACAAGGCGAUUUUGGCAUCUGUGGCGGCAAGGAAAGAAUGGGACCUGAAGCCCAUCCAGGACCGAGCCCAGGUCCUCUUCAAGGCAGCCGACGUCAUCAGUGGACCCAAGAGAGCCGAGAUCCUCGCCAAGACCAUGAUUGGACAGGGUAAGACGGUGAUCCAGGCGGAGAUCGAUGCCGCUGCAGAGCUGAUCGACUUCUUCAGGUUUAACGCCAAACAUGCCGUUGAGCUGGAGAAACAGCAGCCGUUAGACGCUGAGGGGAGCACCAACACCAUGCUGUACCGCGGCCUGGAGGGGUUUGUAGCAGCUGUGGCUCCUUUUAACUUCACUGCCAUUGGUGGAAACCUGGCAGGUACGCCAGCUCUCAUGGGGAACGUGGUUCUGUGGAAGCCCAGCGACACUGCCAUGUCUGCCAGCUACGCUGUCUACAGAGUCCUGAGGGACUGUGGGCUCCCCCCAAACAUCAUCCAGUUCCUACCAGCUGAUGGUCCAGUGUUCGGAGACACUGUCACAUCUUCAGAACACCUGGCCGGCAUCAACUUCACCGGCAGCGUCCCGACGUUCAAGCGUCUCUGGAAGCAGGUGGCUCAGAACCUGGACACCUACAGGACGUUCCCUCGACUGGCAGGAGAGUGCGGAGGGAAGAACUUCCACUUUGUCCACAAGUCAGCAGAUGUGGAGAGCGUGGUGAAGGGGACGAUCCGCUCGGCCUUCGAGUACGGAGGUCAGAAGUGUUCGGCCUGCUCCAGGAUGUACGUCCCAGACAGCAUGUGGCCGCAGAUCAGAGGCCAGCUGCUGGACAUCCACCGCCAGCUCACAGUGGGAGACCCGGUCGAAGACUUCAGCACGUUCUUCUCGGCUGUGAUCGAUGAUAAGUCGUUUGCUCGGAUAAAGAAGUGGCUCGAUCACGCCAAGUCUUCGUCCAGCCUGAAGGUCAUCGCCGGGGGUAACUGUGACAACAGGAAGGGAUACUUUGUGGAGCCAACCAUCAUUGAGACCACAGACCCUCAGGACGCCAUCAUGAAGGAGGAGAUCUUCGGGCCCGUCCUCACAGUUUACGUUUACCCUGAGAACAACUACAAGGAGGUGCUGCAGCUGAUCGACAACACGUCGCCGUACGCUCUGACGGGAGCCGUGUUCGCUCAGGACAAGACUGUGAUCGACGAGGCAGCCAAAGCGCUGAGAAACGCUGCAGGGAACUACUACGUUAAUGAUAAAUCCACCGGCUCCAUCGUCGCUCAGCAGCCGUUUGGUGGCGCCAGAGCUUCAGGAACCAACGACAAACCUGGAGGUCCACACUACGUCCUGAGGUGGACGUCUCCGCAGGUGGUGAAGCAGACCCACGUCCCCCUCACAGACUGGAGGUACUCCUACAUGGGCUGAGCGCCGCUGCCUGCCGGUCCAAUCAGAGCCCAUCCUGCAUCAGCUGAUUCUCCUGCUGUGAAAUGAAAAGAGUGUUUGCACUGAAGCUGGACCUGAAUGUAUGUGAGCAGCAGAGCGGCGAGGAAGUCUUCCAUCCCGUCCUCCGCACACUUUGACCCGACUCUCUGUCUGCUGCUCGGUUCUUCAUCACUGAUGUUGGCGCUCAGCCACAAACUGUCUGCUCAUACUUUGAUCUUACCUGAAUCUAGUUCGUCUGUCACUUGAUCCGUUAGUCGAAAUAAUCUGCAGCAUUUUUGAUGAAUAACUGGAGUCAUUUUGUUCAAAGGUCAAAUGGAAAAAUUCACUGAUUAUGAAUCUUCCUGCUUUUGUUCGUCGUCUGUAAACUGAAUAUCUUUGUCGAGAAUAUCGAGGGAAAAUCUGACAGAUGGAUCUGAAAUGAAAAUAAUCUUAGACCCUCCAUCAAAUUCAAAUAAUAUUUUAGGUCAGUGUCCAAACAUGAAAAGAGUUCCUUUGUGUUGCGUCUCUGAACACAAAGCCUGUUAGUGUUUUAUAUUUGUUAGUCUAACGAUGAAACAAAUCAUUUUAUGGAUGUGUGUGUGAAACAGGUCGUGUUUCCUGUUUCCUUCUGACGUGUCAGAUUUUAGUGGCAGUAAAACUGUUACAGAAACAGGCAGCGGGUGAUUUUAAGCUGCGUCCUGCUGUGAUUUCACUUUCUGCUGCUUUGUCUUUAAUCAAACAGUUUAAUGUGUAUUUUCUGAAGAGUAUUUUGUAUUUUAAUCUGUCCUCAAACAAAAACAAAGGAUUUCUUCUAUUUUCAGAAUGUGCCUGCCUUAGAAACUCUGUAAAUUCAUUUUGGACAAUAAAGUAUUAAAUUAUUACGAUCUAAA
This is a messenger RNA of Epinephelus lanceolatus (giant grouper), 2725 nucleotides long. It is a transcript of the gene aldh4a1, whose product is annotated as aldehyde dehydrogenase 4 family, member A1. The record is from RefSeq and is a predicted model, not a curated record. Lineage: Eukaryota; Metazoa; Chordata; Actinopteri; Perciformes; Serranidae. Gene Ontology annotation, molecular function: L-glutamate gamma-semialdehyde dehydrogenase (NAD+) activity.